Hypomesus transpacificus is the source of this 2595-nucleotide messenger RNA. RefSeq names its product tumor protein p63 regulated 1-like (gene tprg1l). The transcript has 6 exons. Bases 160 to 1014 code for a protein of 284 amino acids. The record is from RefSeq and is a predicted model, not a curated record. Gene Ontology annotation, cellular component: cytoplasm. NCBI's taxonomy places the organism in Eukaryota, Metazoa, Chordata, Actinopteri, Osmeriformes, Osmeridae.
UGAGGCAGGGGUACUUCCUUGUCCACGCCACUAUCAAAACAUUGUGCGCAAUGAUCCAUCCUAAACGUGACGACUUUCUCUGAAUCUUCAUCCUAUUUUACAGGAUAUACUGUAUUAGGACGUAUUUUCUGCUCUAUUUACUAUAGGCCACUUUGCACUAUGCUUCAGUUGAACGACACAGUGGAACCGGAGAGUCCGGGGGCUGCAGUUCUGCACCCAGCGGAGACUGAGGAUGGGGUCGAGGUUGCCUUCACGCCACCGGGGGCCGGAGGAAGUCUUGGAUAUGGUUCCUCCGUGGCAUGCUGCUCUCCCUUACAAACACUGACGCCUUUUCAUGUUCAUAACCCCACAAUGCAAGCGAAAGUGAAGGAGUAUUUCGUCUUUAGGCCUGGUACCAUUGAACAGGCAGUGAGUGACAUCCGGACAGUGGCGCUGCCUUCAGAGGAUGGAGAGGUAUUGAGCGUGUGGCUUCUGACGGAAGUAGAUCAUUGGAACAAUGAAAAGGAGAGGCUGGUUCUCAUUACUGACAGGUCGCUGUUGGUGUGCAAGUAUGACUUCAUCAACCUGGUGUGUCAGCAGGUCAUAAGGAUCUCCCUCAAGGCUGUAGACACCAUCUCAGUGGGAGAGUUUGAGUUCCCGCCCAAAUCCCUCAACAAGUUCCACAGGAGAGAGGGCUAUGGGAUUCGUGUCCAGUGGGACAAGCGUCCACGUCCCUCAUUCAUGAACCGCUGGAACCCUUGGUCCACAGACAUGCCCUACUGUACCUUCACUGAGCACCCCAUGGCCCAUGCUGAUGAGAAGGUGGCCUCUCUCUGCCAGUUGGAUAACUUCCGGACCCAGCUGGUACAAGCAGUUAAGAAGGCCCACAAGGAGUUCCCUAUCCCUGGGCGAGCCAAUGGCGUCCUGAUCCUGGAGAGACCCCUCCUUAUUGAGACCUACCUGGGCAUCAUGUCCUUUAUCAACAACGAGGCCAAGCUGGGCUACUCGAUGACUCGGGGAAAGAUUGGCUUUUAACAACAUUCAGGGAGCUCUUCACUACAGUAUGAGGCUCAUUGUGUGUGUUGCUCUCGUGUGAUGCCCAUUACCCCUCUUUGCUCUUUAUGCUAGUGUCACACCGUGUUACAGAGUGGUUGUGUCAGCCUGGCACCUUUGCGUAAAAGUGUCACACACCACUGUCAAGUCAUGUCCGCUGGUCUGUCUCCACUCUGCAUAGUGAAUUAUUUUCAUGUUUUCCCAUGAUGUUGGUUCUAGGCAGGGGGUACUGUGAUGGUCACUUUCAGUAUUUGUGUGCUUGGGAAACAUUGCUGAGUGUACAGCGUUAAGCACUUGUUGCCAUACUGAAUGCUAAAUGGACAAAGCUUACUUGACUGAUGCUUCUAGGUUGAUCAGUGAGUGAGCGGGUACCUAGAUUGUUACAAUACAUCUAGGCUCAGGUCUGGUCCUGCAGGAGAGUCAGGAGGGAAACAUGCUUAAGGGGUCAUUUAAAACUGCUUAAUUUCUCAUAGAACCAAGCGGGUGGUUUUAGAACUUUUAGCCUGCAUAUGGGCACUGAUGUCUUGGCAGAUUUGUAUGUAACAGAAGGAAUUGGCUGUGUGAGUAGGCCAAUAUUGUUUUCUGCAUGAAAAAGUCCCAAAUAUUUUGAGUGUAAUAUACACAGAAGAUUCUGUUGUACAUCAAGUAAUGCUUACCUUUUUGCCAGUUACUUUUAACACAAUCAUAAAACAAUGUAGUCAGCCGUCUGAGUUGAAUGCAGUCUAUCUGCUGCUGCUCAAACAACAAAUGUUACAUAGCCGUAUCUGUUAGUGGUUAUGCUAGGAUAGGGUGGCGCUUAUGAUUCAGAAGCGUGAUUGGGUUCACGCUUACACAUUUAACAUUACAAUGACAAGUAUAUUCAGGGUUAGCUUGACCUUUGACACAGAAUACACUUUUGAAUUUAUGAUGGAUAAAAAUGAAGGCAUAAGGAAGUCUGUACAAGUCUGACAGGCCGAUCGAACCCAUCUAUCUGUUUACAAGAGUUGCAUCUGGAUUAUGAAGUUUUAAACUGUGAUGUGCCACCUGCUUCAACAGUACUGUAUGCUGUUUGUGCUACCAAAGGUGAAAGGAUAUCAUGCUUAACCUCUUAAUUACAUUGUCUGUUAAAAGGCCUUUUUAAUGAUCUUAAAUUGUUCUGCAUGUUUUAAAUAUUGAGGUUGCAUGAAGUCUCUUUCUCAACAAAAUUUGGGACUGGUAACAAUAAUUUACUAGUUCCUUGCCUAUAUUGUAACAGUGACUAUGCACAUCUGAAUAACAUUUGAUAAAAGAAUAGCCAGAAAAUAUUUACUCCUGUGUUUUCAGUCUUGAGUCACUUUAAAGAGCUACUGUAAAAUGUGUAAAUGUUUUGGUUUUUGACAUUUAUCUGUAUGGAGUAUCCACUUUACUAUUAUUCCUCAAAAGUUUGCUAAAAGAAAACACAAAGUGCAAUUCUAAACAAUUUGUUUUCCUUCGUUAAUGGCUUGAUCAAGGUCAAUGUUCAUUUUCAGACUACAGAUUGACUAAAUGAAGUUUCAUUCUGCACAAUAUCGUAAAUUGCUAAUUAAACACAUUAAAACUUCUUGA